CAAUAUAUACUGAAACUAUGGAAGACUAUACCAAGAUAGAGAAAAUUGGGGAAGGUACCUAUGGAGUUGUGUAUAAGGGUAGACACAAAACUACAGGUCAGAUUGUAGCCAUGAAGAAAAUCAGACUAGAAAGUGAAGAGGAAGGGGUUCCUAGUACUGCAAUUCGGGAAAUAUCUCUAUUAAAAGAACUCCGUCAUCCAAAUAUAGUCAGUCUUCAAGAUGUGCUUAUGCAGGACUCCAGGUUAUAUCUCAUCUUUGAAUUCCUUUCCAUGGAUCUGAAGAAAUACUUGGAUUCUAUCCCUCCUGGUCAGUUCAUGGAUUCUUCCCUUGUUAAGAGUUAUUUGUACCAAAUCCUACAAGGAAUUGUGUUUUGUCACUCUAGAAGAGUUCUUCACAGAGACUUAAAACCUCAAAAUCUAUUGAUUGAUGACAAAGGAACAAUUAAACUGGCUGAUUUUGGGCUUGCCAGAGCUUUUGGAAUACCUAUUAGAGUUUAUACACAUGAGGUAGUAACUCUCUGGUAUAGAUCUCCAGAAGUAUUGCUGGGGUCAGCUCGCUAUUCCACUCCAGUUGACAUUUGGAGUAUAGGCACCAUAUUUGCAGAGUUAGCAACUAAGAAACCACUUUUCCACGGGGAUUCAGAAAUUGAUCAACUCUUCAGGAUUUUCAGAGCUUUGGGCACCCCCAAUAAUGAAGUGUGGCCAGAAGUGGAAUCUUUACAGGACUAUAAGAAUACAUUUCCCAAGUGGAAACCAGGAAGCCUAGCAUCCCAUGUCAAAAACUUGGACGAAAAUGGCUUGGAUCUGCUCUCGAAAAUGUUAGUCUAUGAUCCUGCCAAACGAAUUUCUGGGAAAAUGGCACUGAAUCAUCCAUACUUUAAUGAUUUGGACAGUCAGAUUAAGAAGAUGUAGCUUUCUGACAAAAAGUUUCCAUGUGUUGUAUCAAGAACAUAUAGUCAUCCUUUCACUUGUAACUAUUUUUGUUGUGUGUACUUAUCUUUUCUGUAAAACUCAAGCUGUACUUCAUCUUCUAAUUUCAAAAGUGUAACUUAAAAAUGUAAAUAUUGUUCUAUAUGAAUUUAAAUAUAUUCUGUAUAUGUG
Molecule: messenger RNA, 1100 nt
Organism: Orycteropus afer afer
Lineage: Eukaryota; Metazoa; Chordata; Mammalia; Tubulidentata; Orycteropodidae
Gene: CDK1
Product: cyclin dependent kinase 1
Biological process (GO): mitotic G2 DNA damage checkpoint signaling; protein phosphorylation; G2/M transition of mitotic cell cycle
Cellular component (GO): nucleus
Molecular function (GO): cyclin-dependent protein serine/threonine kinase activity; RNA polymerase II CTD heptapeptide repeat kinase activity; ATP binding
Source: RefSeq, a predicted model, not a curated record